AUGUCGGUCGAGCCCAGCGCCUUCAAAGGACGCCUCACGCCAGACUCAGAUGCAGAGUGUCAGUCCACCAGCAUAUCCAUCAAGUUUCACGUACACAUCGAGAAGAGUCACGAUGAACCAUUACGUGGGCCAGCGCUGCACACUCCUGCGCAGAGGCUCGACUGCAGUAGGAUAGUGCCCUCGCGCGUUAGCAUCGCAAAACAUGUUCGGGUACGGUACUCGGCGCUGCACGGUGCCCGGGACUUGGAGGCUGGCAUGUAG
This is a messenger RNA of Colletotrichum orchidophilum, 261 nucleotides long. RefSeq lists its product as uncharacterized. The transcript is spliced from 2 exons. Bases 1 to 261 code for a protein of 86 amino acids. The record is from RefSeq and is a predicted model, not a curated record. Lineage: Eukaryota; Fungi; Ascomycota; Sordariomycetes; Glomerellales; Glomerellaceae.